AUGCCCGCCUUCGUGGCGAUCAACGUCGAGCCCGAGGACAACGUCGAGGACGAGGUCGACGUGACGCGGCGGAUCCAGACGGAGGAUGCCUUGAAGCUAUACCAGACGGCGCUCAAGCUGCACGCCCAGGGCGCGCGGUCGUUCCCGGAAGCCAAACAGGCAUACGACGCCCUCUUCGAGUCCGAGAUCUUUAAAUACCCCGAUGCAGCGACGGAAUACGAACGAUCUGAGCAGCAGCAGGACCGGCUGCUGGCGUCGGGACCGGCCAUUGCGCCACGACUCGCACUGGAAACGGCCGCGAUCGAGGACAACGCGUCCGAGAGCAGCCUUCCCCAGACAUACUACCUCGCAUACAAGAACCACGGCCAGUUUCUGCUGGACCGCAUCCGACACAAGGCGCGAGCGGCACGACGAGCAGAGGCGGAGGCGAAUACGGAGACGGAUACGGAGACGGACGUGUUUGCCGAGGCGGCUGUGCUAGACGAUUCGCAUGAGGCUUUGAACGACUUCCAGGCGGCCCUCGACCGCGAUCCGUCGGAUGCGGAUCUCUGGCGACGGACAGCGCGUGUGGCGGCAUUUCUGCGCAGCGCACGAAUAGAGCGGUACUGCCUCGAGGCGGCCAUCGAGCUAGACGAUGACCCGGCCGUCGACGAAGUCGGGCCACCCUCGCUCGCCGAGGGCUUUGCGGGCGAGCAGCUGCGAAACCAGCUACGGGCGCUGGGCGACGACAUAGCGCUGACGCACCCGAUCAUGGCGCCGUAUCUGCGGCGACAGGUGGCGGCGGCGUUGCGGCGGUACCUCGACCCGUUCCCGUGGCUGCCCAACCGGACGGGCGACACGGUGGCGCUGCCACAGACGGCAGCUGUUGUCCGGCUGACAAUCCGGUUCUCGAGCCCGUCAUGGGCCGACCUGGGCAUGGCCUUGGUCCGAUCGGCGAGCGAGGAGGGCGUCUCGGGACGGGCGAUUCAGAUCGAGGCGCCGGAGAUGCCGGACGACAACCAGCUGAUGCAGAUCGAGAUCGACCAGCAGCUAUCGAUGCACGUGUCGCGGCCGGCGGCUGAGGAGGCGGGUGGGGCAUCAGACGAGGAGGCGGCCGAGAGCGGCACGACAAAGGAACACAAGGACAGCCACAAGGAUCGCAGUACGUCGCAGUCGCGAAAGCGGUCUCAGUCGGCGGCUGGCCUGGUCGAGGCGGCGAACGAGGAGGAGGCGGGCGGCGACAUGAAGCGAAGCAAGCGCAUUCGACGACGAGAGACGUUGGCAGGAGAGGCAGUGGACGCGAACGCGACGCUGGCUGAACAGCUGCAGCCACUGCAAGAGGCCGACUCACAUCUGUUUGGGCUGGCGCAGAGACUGCUGACUCGGCUGGGCGUAAAAGCGUUACCGGCGCUGGACGAGGUGCGGCGAACGAUCCAACUGACAGGUACAGAUCUGCGCACGGCAGAGCUGCAGAGCCGAGCAGCACGAGACAUGCGGUCGGCGCUGGUCUUCUUCAAGGACGAGCGGGCCAAGGUGCUGCUCAGCAAGAAGGCCGGGCCGAUUCUGGGACUGAACGCACUGCUGGAGCAGUCCAAGGCAGGCCAGCAGAGCGCGGUCGAGGUGGCUACUCUGGACGAGAUGCGCGGGCUGCGAGCGUUUGUGCAGCAGUCGAACAGCGGGUGGCACACGCUGGAUGAGGUGGCAUACGGGUGGGUUGGCCAGAUGGCGGCAAGCUACGCGACACAGCGCUGGUCGGCGACGAUGAAGCAGGCAGUCGUGCAGCUAGUCAGCCAGCUAGACGGGGUUCUGUACCGGCGAGCAUGUCUAGAGGUGGGAGAGUGGGUGGGCGGGAAGCAGACGACGAGGAAGCAGCGAGAAGACCUGCAUGGACUCGUGCAGAUGCUGUUUGAGCUCUACCUGGACGUUUACGAGCGGAUCAACAACCCGGAGAGCUCGGUGAGUGAGGAGGUGCGGACAGAGACACGCGACCGACUGGACCGAUGGAUGGACGUGGCCUCGGGGCUGGCGAGAUCGGCGGCAUCAGAAGACGGCAGCACGACGAAAACGAGCAGCCUGACAUACCGCUACCUCUGGGCUUGCGUCUUCUCGACGACGUUGGUAGAGGGCGUGGCACGGGAGCAUACGCUGGGCUGCUGGGAGGGCCUGCGGCAGUUUCUAUCGCAGCAGAAGCCGGUGGUCAAGAUGGUGAUGCCGAACAACGCAGUCAUGUCGGAGAUCUCGCACACGGCAGCAGAGCGAGAGAUCAGCCGGCUGACCACGAUGGAUUUCUUUCUCGGGCUCUUCCAGGAAGAGCUCAAGGACCCGGUGGCGGUGAUCGAGACGCUGGAGCCAGUGCUGAACCCCAGCUCAGUGUUUGUGGGCCAGCGACCGGUGUCGGAGUGUGCAGGGCCAGAGCUGCGCGACUUAUGGAAGUUUCUGCGCGGCAGCAGCACCGAUCUGAGGUUGUUUCUGUGGACGCGGCUGGCGGAUGCGUACAAGGAGAUCGACUACUCGACCAAGGUGCUGUCGUGCUAUCUGCACAGCAUCGAGAUGAUCGUGGACGAUCUGGAGGGGACACCGUCCGAGGCAGCAAGUUCAGAGGCCAAGCAGCAGGCUCGUUUUGUGCAGAUGCUCAAGACGCUGGACGAGGCGCUGAUCCAGGCACUGCACCUGGCAGUCAACGACGCCGGGGCCUUUGACAUUGUGGACGAGGCACACCUGCGGACAACGGCGGCAGCGCUGAUACGAGCCAUCUGCAUGGUGCACGUGGCGCUGAUGGUGGAGGACGAAGUGCGGGCAGGCCUGGCAACAGCGGCUUCGGGCUCGCAGACAUACCACGGCUUCCAGAACCGACUGCACGAGACGUAUGUGCGGGCGUGGACGUUGCUGUACGCGGUGUUGAACCGGGGGCUCCGAGGAACGGAAGUGAAGGGAGAGGAUGAUGAAGGUGAGGGCGAAGGUGAAGGUGGUGAAGGUGGUGAAGGUGGAGAUUUGUCAUCUCCGUCUGAUGCACCUUCCCUAUCAGCCCAAAUGCAAAACACACUGGCAGAACUGCUGGACGCCAUCCACCAGACGAUCGGACUACGACGGUUCUGCAAGGCGUCCAACAAGAUCUUUUUGCGCGUGGCACGAGCCGACCUGCUGCGGAUGGACGGGCUGCUGCACUGGGAACAGCAUCUGGGUCAGGUGCUAUACGACCUGCACGGGCUGAAGCUGGGGCUGGCAGCCUCGGACGUGGAGGAGCACGGCUGUCCGGUCGAGCGGCUGGAGCGCAAGAACGCGCUGGCGCUGGUGGACAAGGUGACAGCGCUGGCGAGUCGGGUGUCGAUGAAGGACCUGCUCAAGUCGGAGCUGAAGAACACGAUCGAGCACAUGCAGCAGGCGAUCGGGUCGACCAAGUCGACGGCACAGAUGAUCCACAACCUGCGCUACUUUACCGAGUAUCUACGGCGACCGAUCCAUGCACUGCGGCUGUACGAAGCAUGGCGAGGCGGCGUCGAGCUGGACACGGUGCCAGCCACUACGCCCGACACCGCUCUCGCCCACGGUGGCUGGUUCUUCCUCAUGGGCAUGAUCGCCCUGACCAAGUUCAAGGGCGUCGACCUGAACCGUCGCCAGACCCCCGGCGCUACCGACGACCUGCGCGUCGGCGCUCAGUAUUUGCGCCUACAGCUGCAGCUGACCCCGUCACGCUGGGAUGCCUGGUUCCGAUUGGCCGAGUGCUCCGAUUACGACCUCGAUGAGGCCGUCCUCUGGUCGGCCGACAAGAUGAACAAGGACCGUGGCGAGCUGGUGCGUCUGCAGCGCAGUGCCAUCCACUGUUACGGCCUCGCCCUGUCGUACUGGGGAGGGGGGGACCUGGCGAGGACAGACGGAGACACGAAGCCAGACAGCGAUGCGCUGCACGACCUCUACGCCAACUUUGGCCAGCGCAUGUACGCCAGCAGUCGCGAGCCGUUUGCCAUGGAGGCCUUUGGCCAGGCGGCCGAGAACGAGCGAUUCUUCAUCGCAGCCGACACCCUGUCGACGUACAAGAAGGCCCAGCACGGCUCCAUGACCGAACACAUGGUGUGGAAGUACGCGGCCCGGCUGUUUCGGCGGGCGUUGGGCACCGCCACAGCGGCCGUCGUUGCACCAGCCACAGCACCAGCCACGACACCAGCCACCGCCUCAGCCACUUCGCCGCCCGACUGGAAGAGCGCCUACGUGCUGAGCAAGUGCGUCUGGAAGAUGUACCAGACGCCAGCCGUGCUGCUGAGCGAGCGCGAGCGGGCAGCCCAGCCAGGCGUGUCUGAGGUCGUGCGCGCGCUGGAGCGUACCAUUGCCAUGGUGGUGCAACUGCCAAAGCCGCGCCACGGCCAGGACCCCGUGCUGGAGCCGCACUACAAGCUGCUGUCGGUAGUGGACAAGCUGGUGCGGCGCGGCGACCUGGACGCGACUGCCGGCGUCGAGAUCCUGCAGCGGCAGCCGUACGGGGUCAAGAUGGAGGGCGCGGGCGCGGGCGGCGCUGCAGCACCGACAAAGGCCGCGUGGGAGGAGUUUGUCAUUCGGUCGCUGCGACAUCUGCGCGAUAAGGACAACAAGUCCGAGAACGACAAAAAGUCCGACGUCGACGCUCACAAAGCCGCUAUCCGCAAGGAACGAGCCAGAGCGGCCUUUGCUGUCUUGCGCGAGUCCAUGUUCACCAAGACGAUGGUGAUGAACGUGUGGAAGUGCGAUGCCGAACGGCCGGGCCGUCACCAUGUCUACACCGAGCAGUACGUCCGCUUCGUCACUCGGCUGCUGGUCGUGCUGGAGGACCGCGUCAACCUGGAGGCGCUGCUGCGACGCAUCCGCAAGAAAGGUGCCGACUUCUACCACUUUCCCGACCUCUGGCAGAGCUGCGUCAUCAGCUACCUACGCCUGCUGCGACGCUGCUACGGCAUCGCGUCGGCAGCAGCGACGGCCGCCAUGGAGGAUGUCUUCAAAGCGGUCACGCCGGAAGAGUUUGAGAUUUUAGCCGAGCGCGUCAGUGACUGGGCCGGACAAGAAGUCUCGGACGGAGGAGGGGAUGCUGUGGGCGAGGAGAGAGAGGCAAAGGACGUCAAGGACGUCAAGGACGUGCGGAUGCCGAAAGACGGCGAGAUCCAGCCAAGCCCGAAACCAGAACACCAGGCCCUCAGCGCCAUGCGCGAGGCGGUCGAGAUGAAGAAGCUCAACGGCAGUCUGAUGAAGGCGGGACCGAUUGACGAUCUGAUUGCCGACUGCUACAGCAUCGUGUUUGCCGAAGUGGCCCGCGGGCUACCUGGCGAGGACCCAGCCCGCUUGAUCGAAGAACGCCACCGCCAGCAGCGCCAGGAGGCCGAGCGCCUGGAGCGCCAGGAGCGGGAAGCCGAGGCGUCACAGAUGCUGCGUGACUUCAACCUGUUUGGCGACAAGGCGGCCGUAACAGCGGAGACCGGAUCCAGGUCACGUGCCGGCUCGGAGGGACCGCCUGGGGGAAUAACACUACACGUAGCCGAGAAGAUGGAGCGCCAGGGCUCGGGAGUGGGCGGAGACAAGGAUAAAGGUGGCGCCGACCAUCCGGUCCGUCGAGGCCGUGCAGCUGGGGUUAGGCGACCCGAUGUGCUGCGCAAGGCCGAACAGGCGGCAGCAAAAGCGGCAGCAGCAGCAGCAGCGAGAGCUGGCGUGACGGGAACAGGCGUGACGGGCACAGGUGUGAUCGGGACAGGAGUGGCCGCUGGGAGUGCAGGAAGUGCAGCUGGGGGAGGAGCAGGGAUCUUGACGUCCGCAGCAGGCGCAUCGACAACAGCCACAACGACUGCGACUGCACGUGAAAACAACGGCAGCGGACGGCGAUCGAUGCGGCUGGGCUCAGCAUCGAGUGCGAAGAACGAGGCCGGUGGGGUCGACGGCGACGGUGACGAUGGACGGGGUGAGGAAGAGGUCGAAGCAGAGGCGGAUGGCCCGGAAGACGAGCCGGAUGGCCGUCGUGGUCGACAACGGGGCCGAGGACGAAGCACGCGGAGCAAAAGUCGACUUAGUCAGCAAGAGGAAGACGGAGAGGACGGAGGACACGGAAACGGAGACGGAGACGGAGACGAAAACGGGGAUGAAAACGGAGGAGAGACGGCCGAACACUCGCCCGAUCCGGACCAUGGCCAUCUGCUCAGCCCCCACACAGACACCCACACGCCCAACCCGCACAGCUCGGCAGCAUCGUCGCCGGCCGGCAGCGUGCAUGACUCGGCCGACGACGAGAGCGAGCUGAGCGACGUGCCGGCAGACUACGACGAGAACGUGCCGGCAUCACUGCUGCUGCUGCCAGAGGUGGAAGAUGUCGACAUGGUGGAAGCAUAG
This is a messenger RNA of Grosmannia clavigera kw1407, 6318 nucleotides long. Its product is annotated as histone gene transcriptional corepressor. Lineage: Eukaryota; Fungi; Ascomycota; Sordariomycetes; Ophiostomatales; Ophiostomataceae. Gene Ontology annotation, biological process: chromatin organization. Gene Ontology annotation, cellular component: nucleus; HIR complex. The record is from RefSeq and is a predicted model, not a curated record. Gene Ontology annotation, molecular function: nucleosome binding. The coding region runs from base 1 to 6318 and encodes 2105 amino acids. The transcript has 3 exons.